AUGUUCCUAUUAUUAUUGCUGUGGACGUUGGUAUUUCUAUUUUGGAUAUGGCUAAGAACAGAUACAAAUAAAGAUGAACCACCAACAAUGGUUAAUUUAAACUGGAGAAAAAUAUAUCGCUUUACAACAGAUACCGAGGGUUUCUGGAGUCUUAUAAAAGAAAUGAGCCUAGAGUGUCAAAAACUAGAUGGGGUUAUGAAAGUGCCUUUAGGUCCUCGCACCGUAUAUGUGCUAACAAACCCUGAAGAUUGUUUGACUGUGUCAAAUGCGUGCUUACAAAAGGAUUCUGUUUAUGACUUUGCUAAAAACUGGAUUGGAGAUGGACUAAUCACUGCGUCUGUACCUAUUUGGAAAAUGCACCGAAAAUUAUUAGAUCCACUAUUUAGUGCUCGUAUAUUGAACAACUUUAUGGAAGUAUUCAACACUCUUUCUCGUGUCCUUAUCAAAAAUCUGGAAGUAGAAGUUGGGAAAGGCCCCUUUGAUCCCUAUGUUUAUUCAAGACGUCAAGCUUUGGAGUUAAUAUGUAGUUUCGUAUUCGAACCACUGGCUGAAACUAUUUUGAAAAUUCGUGAGAAUAAUACGCAAUUCACUGAUCAGAAUAUAAGAGAACAUGUAGAUACAUUUAUUGGAGCUGGUGAAGAUACUUCUGCCGGGGUUAUUAUGUUUUGUUUGGUAACAGUGGGUUCUUAUCCAAGAGUACAGAAAGAGAUACACAAAGAGUUAAAACAGAUUUUUGGCGACGAAGACAGAGAUGUGACGAAAGAAGACCUUUCAAAACUAGUUUACUUAGAGGCAGUAAUAAAAGAGACGAUGCGUUUUUACCCUAUAGUACCUAUUAUAGCACGAAAACUCGAUAAAGACGUCAAAUUAAGUAACUGCACCUUAUCAAAAGGUCGCUCCGCAGUUAUAUCGAUCUAUGGAAUACACCGACAUCCAAUGUGGGGUCCAGACACUGAUGAGUUUAGACCGGAACGAUGGCUUGACCUUCCAUCAAGUAGUCAAAAGUAUUUUGCUGCUUUUAGCUUGGGUCGCAGAGUUUGUAUAGGUAUUUGGGCUUACUGGCAGAAAUUAAGUAAAGAAGCUUUGAAACAAGGUGGUACACUAAAAACAUCUUUCGGACCUCGUACUGCUUACGUGGUAUCUGAUCCUGAAGAUUUUUUAACAGUAUCGAAUGCCUGUUUUCAAAAGGAUGCUUUAUACAGCUUUGCCAAAGGUUGGCUCGGGGAUGGUCUUAUAACAGCACCAAGCUCCAAGUUUAAACCCUAUAUGAAUCUCCUUUUGGAAUAUUCUCAAAACCAAAAAGUAUUUACUGAUCGUGAGAUUAGGGAACAUGUGGAGACCAUUAUAGCGGCUGGAGAAGAUACCUCUGCUGGUGUUGCAAUGUAUUGUUUAUUGUUAGUUGGUGCUCAUCCUAGAGUUCAGCAAAAAAUAUACGAAGAAUUAAAACAAGUCUUUGGUGACGAAGAUAAAGAUGUGGUGAAAGAAGAUCUUACAAAACUGGUUUAUUUAGAAGCUGUUAUAAAAGAAAGUAUGCGUAUUUAUCCAGUUAUAUCUGUAAUCGGACGAUAUAUUGACAAAGACGUCAAAUUGCGCAAUUGUACGUUAUCAAAAGGGCGGACUGCAUUUUUAUCAAUCUAUGGAGUACAUAGACAUCAAAUGUGGGGUCCAGAUGUCGAAGAAUUUAAACCAGAACGAUGGUUGCACCCUUCUACUUUACCAAGUCAUUCCAACGCUUUCGCUGGUUUCAGUAUGGGUCGAAGAACAUGUAUAGGGAAUAGUAUUGAGCGUGGGGCACAAAUAGAACCGGGGAAAAAGAUGUGGUUCAUCCCCAUAUCUUUAUAG
Messenger RNA from Danaus chrysippus (African queen), 1842 nucleotides. Lineage: Eukaryota; Metazoa; Arthropoda; Insecta; Lepidoptera; Nymphalidae. The record is from the annotation of a GenBank genome assembly.